CGACACCUCCCUUUGUCAUUCCAACGCAGUGGUAGCCGGAUGGCAGAGCUUCUCGCGGCCGAUACAAUCGUUGCUGCGGGUUCAGCAACAUUGAUCACUCCUGCGGUCAUGAUCUUUGAUAGACUUGUCGUGGAAAAAUCCUUCUAUAACCAACCUCUUCUCCCCGCAUUCCGACGACACCUUUGGCUCUCCAUCUCACAGCCUGCUACCUUUUUAACAUCACGACCCAGUCUCCUUGUCUGGUCCCUCUAUACCGCAACAUUCGCAACAGUAAAUGCAUCAGAGACGAUCCUAGAGAAGAUCAAUCCCAAAAUCGACCAUGCAAUCGCUGGAAUGACAACCUUCAUCUCGACGUUCAUCGUCAACUCCUCCGUGGGCAUCUGGAAAGAUGUCAAAUUCGCACAAUUAUUCGGCCAGAAACAUAUCAACACAGACUCUACACCAAAGCCUGCUCCUUCCCCGUCAUCGACAUCCUCAACUCCAACACCGGCUCCUAAAGUCGCCCGUUCAAUCAGCCGUAUCCCCCUUGCUACAUACUCUGCCUUCCUCAUCCGCGACGGCCUCACAAUUUUCGGCUCCUUCAGUCUUCCCAACAUGGUCUCAGCAUCUAUCCCCGACUCUAUCGCCUCCCAAGAAUACCUCAAAAUCCUCAUUGCCCAGCUCGCCAUCCCCGCAUCCAUCCAACUCAUCAGCACACCCAUCCACCUCUUCGGAUUGGACCUUUAUAACCGUCCCCAGACCCUCCCCACAAAAGACCGGCUCCGUCGUAUCAGUCGAGACUGGAUCGGUGCAUCACUCCUACGCAUGUGUCGAAUUAUUCCCGCAUUCGGGGUAGGGGGAUUCGUGAACACCGAGGGGCGGGCAUAUUUACACGAGCAGCUAAACCGGCUCCCACGAUGAUCCUGAUCUCAUAAUCACGAUGAUAAUAUCGCAUUACCAGAUACUUUGCCCAAGGUGGGGAGAGGAGAAGGUGCAAAGUGGCAACCCACCGCCAAUUCACCGGCCCGGUGUUUCGCCCCGUCUGGCUCCGGAACACAACACGUUCAUCACCGGAUGGGUGCAUUAUUGAUUAUUUGAUUCGAUUUGGAAAUCAUUUUCAAUAUUAUAACAUAAUAGAUAUCCAUAGAACAAGCAAUAUACCCAGCAUUUAUCAAGCGUUCAGCAAUACGCUCACAUCCUUGUUAUGUAACUAGGAGGAUGAUUAACCGCUAAAUGGGUUUUCUCCGCUUGGGGCCCCGCUAUCGUCGGUCGUUAUUUGGUGAUCUUAUUAGAUAAUUAUCUAAAGCCUCUCAAAUAUUAUCUAUUUCCCUUAAAUAUAUAUUGGUCUAUACCUCUACU
Aspergillus wentii DTO 134E9 is the source of this 1338-nucleotide messenger RNA. RefSeq lists its product as uncharacterized. NCBI's taxonomy places the organism in Eukaryota, Fungi, Ascomycota, Eurotiomycetes, Eurotiales, Aspergillaceae. The coding region runs from base 40 to 900 and encodes 286 amino acids. The record is from RefSeq and is a predicted model, not a curated record. The transcript is spliced from 2 exons. Gene Ontology annotation, cellular component: mitochondrion.